CCACUAUUGACCCUUCAUGAUCCUCCAAGAAAUAAUAUAUCUAGACCGCGUCUGCUCGAUACUUUCAGCAUCAUCACAACAUCAACUCUAUUACACACGAGCUCGAAACCAAUCUUCGAUCAAGAUGCAUACCAGUUUAGUAUCAUUUACUGCCAUCACCAUCUUCAGUUGCGUCUAUGCAGCUCCAGUCCCCCAAGAUGCACAAGCAAGCAAUACAACCAUGGUAGCCGCCGCCGCCGCCUCCACAGCCGCGCAAAUAGCAGACGCCUCAAAUCUUAUCAACGGGCUCCUCGCUGGACUCGGCAUGGUUCCUAUCAUUGGACAAAGCGUCACCGCCAUUUCCGGCGUUCUGACCGACUUCGAAGGCGUUCUCACCAAAACUCUGAACGUCGACGUAACCGAGAACGGGGUCUCCGGAUACAAAGACAUGAGAGUGGUAUUCGCUCGCGGGACAACAGAACCUGGGAACGUUGGACUCGUUACUGGUCCACCGUUCUUUGAUGCGAUAACCUCUAUCAUCGGUGCCAAGUCAAUGGAGGUUCAGGGCGUGGAGUAUCCAGCUAGUAUUGAGGGAUUCUUGCAGGGCGGAGAUGCGACGGGUAGUCAGACGAUGGCAACCAUGAUAAUGAAUACACUGAAGACAUGUCCCAACACCAAAGUUGUCAUGAGCGGAUACUCCCAAGGCGGACAGCUCGUCCACAAUGCCGCGAAGCUGCUACCCGCAAGCACGAUGGCAAAAGUCAGCUCCGUUGUGAUCUUCGGGGACCCAGAUUUCGGGCAAGCUGUGACUGGUGCUGCUUCCUCGAGGACAAAGGUCAUCUGCCAUCCAGACGAUAAUAUCUGCCAGCAUGGGGACCUCAUAUUGCUUGCACAUCUUACGUACUCAAUGAAUGCAACAGAAGCGGCGACGUUUGUUGCUACU
Molecule: messenger RNA, 922 nt
Organism: Hyaloscypha bicolor E
Lineage: Eukaryota; Fungi; Ascomycota; Leotiomycetes; Helotiales; Hyaloscyphaceae
Product: carbohydrate esterase family 5 protein
Exons: 2
Biological process (GO): carbohydrate catabolic process
Cellular component (GO): extracellular region
Molecular function (GO): cutinase activity
Source: RefSeq, a predicted model, not a curated record